Molecule: messenger RNA, 1593 nt
Organism: Strongyloides ratti
Lineage: Eukaryota; Metazoa; Nematoda; Chromadorea; Rhabditida; Strongyloididae
Product: Fatty-acid amide hydrolase 2
Exons: 1
Coding region: 1-1593 (530 amino acids)
Source: RefSeq, a predicted model, not a curated record
AUGGCUUUCAUGGAUACUUUUAUACCAUUAAUUCAAUUUAUUAGUGGUUUAUAUUUUUUAACAAUUAACUAUAUUUUUAAGUUGAUAAAUUAUUUAAUAAAUUUUGAGUAUGUCUCAAAACCAAAUGAUCAGUUACUUCUUAUCAGUGCAACACAGGCUGCAGAAUUGAUAAGAAAUAAAGAAAUUACAGCAACAGAGUUACUUAAUGCUUAUCUUGAUAGAAUUGAAAUUAUUGAUAGUGUUAUAAAAGCUGUCGUUGUCAAACAUUUUGACACAGCAAAAGUAAAAGCUGCACAAAUUGAUAAUUAUCUUUCAAAUAUUGAUAUAAAUUCUGAGGAAUAUAAAAAUUUGAAAUAUACCAAACCACUUUUGGGUGUACCGUUUACAUUGAAGGAUUCAAUUUCUUUAAAAGGUUCAGUUUUGUCAUGUGGUAUGGUAUGUAGAAAAGAUAGUGUUGCAGAGAGUGAUGCUAUUGUUGUACAGAGAAUGAAGGAUGCUGGAGCUAUUGCUCUUUGUAUAACUAAUGUUCCUGAAGUUUGUAUGUGGUGGGAAUCUGUCAAUAAAAUUUAUGGUAGAUCAUCAAAUCCAUAUGAUAAUCGUCGUAUUACUGGUGGUUCCUCUGGUGGAGAAGCUGCUUUAAUUGCAAGUGCUGGAAGUAUAAUUGGUCUUGGAAGUGAUAUUGGUGGAAGUAUACGUAUGCCAAGUUUCUUUAAUGGUGUUUUUGGAUUAAAACCAACUCCAGGAGUUGUACCAAUUGAUGGACAUUAUCCUAUGCCAAUAGGUUUUAGAACUGAAAUGCUUACAAUUGGACCUAUAUGUAGGUAUGCAAAAGAUUUAACAUUAAUGUUAAGUGUUCUUACUGGUGAUCUCGGUGAAAGUCAAUUAAAAUUAAAUGCCCCAAUAAAUAUUAGAAAAACAAAAAUUUUUUAUAUGGAAGGUUUAAAUCAUCCAACAAUUGAAAAUGUAUCAUCAGAAAUGAAAGAAACAUUAAGAAAAGCAGUUAAAUAUUUUGAAAAAAAAUAUGACAUUCAUACAUAUAAAAUUGAUUUUAAUUUAUCUAAAUAUGCUAUGGAAUAUUUUUUUGCAUCAAUGGAUGUUGAGGGAGCAGAUAAAUUUGGAAAGAUUAUUCUUGAUGGUAAAGGUGAACUUGAUGUUGGAUCAGAAUUUUUAAGUAGUUUAGUUGGCCAAUCAAAUCACACAUUACCAGCACUUGUCACAGCUGCUCUCGAUAAUUUUGGUUUAUUUUCUGAAAAAAGAAAGAAAAAUUUAUAUGCUAAAAGGGAUAAAUUAAAAAAAGAAAUUACAAAUUUACUUAAAGAUGAUGGAAUUUUAUUGUUUCCUAGUUUUCCAACAACUGCCCCAUAUCAUAAUCAACCAUUAUUUACUCCAUUCAAUUUUAGUUAUACAGCUCUUUGGAAUGUCCUAGGUCUUCCUGUUGUUCAAUGUCCUAUGGGUUUAACUAGAAGUAUUAAUAAUCCAGGAGGAGUACCUUUAGGUGUUCAAGUUAUAGGAUCUCCAAAUUCUGAUGCUUUAUUAAUAGCUAUAGCUAAAGAUCUUGAAGAUGGUUUUGGAGGAUGGGUUUUACCAAAUUAA